AAAAAAAGAAAAGAAAAAAAAAAAAGGAGCAAAUAAUAAAAAUCUUUCUUUACGCACCUGGGCUAUACGUUCAAGGAGAAACCCUGAUGGGAACGCAAGAAGAAAAAUAAACAUGGAAUCUGUAAAUUUAUUUAUUUUUGUUAUUUCCCUUUUAUUUUCGGCAAUACAUGGGGAUGAGUCAUUGGAUACACGUGAAGGUGUCGAUUUGGUAUUGAAAUGUCGUUUCACCGAACAUUAUGAUUCGAAAGAUUUUACAUUUUAUUGGGCUCGCUGGACCUGCUGCCCAACUCAGUUUGAGAAUGUAGCGAUUGGUGAUAUUCAACUUAAUUCAAACUACCGACUAGACUUUCGACCAAGUCGUGGUAUUUAUGACUUGCAAAUUAAAAACACGUCAUACAAUCGAGACAAUGGACGAUUUGAGUGUCGCAUCAAAGCAAAAGGCACAGGUGCUGAUGUACACCAGGAGUUUUACAAUUUGACAGUUUUGACGCCACCCCAUCCGCCAAUAAUAUCACCGGGCAAUAUUGCCAUUGCCACUGAAGAUAAGCCGCUUGAGAUGACAUGUAGCAGCAUUGGCGGCUCGCCAGAUCCCAUAAUAACAUGGUAUCGUGAAGGGAGCACCGUGCCACUGCAAUCGUAUAUAUUGAAAGGCGGUUCGAAAAAUCAUUAUACAAAUGCUACUCUGCAGAUACUGCCGAGACGAAUUGAUGAUGGCGCCAAAUACAAAUGUGUCGUUUGGAAUCGUGCCAUGACUGAGGGUCAGAAUCUAGAAACAAUGGUUGCACUGAAUGUGAACUAUUAUCCUCGCGUAGAAGUAGGCCCACAAAAUCCUUUACGUAUUGAACGUGAUCAUGUAGCCAAAUUAGAUUGCCGUGUUGAUGCUAAGCCUAUGGUUUCGAGUGUUCGAUGGACUCGCAAUGGACAGUACGUAAGCACGACGCCCAUUCAUACCAUAUACCGAGUAAAUCGUCAUCAUGCCGGCAAGUACACUUGUACAGCGGAUAACGGUUUAGGAAAAUCUGGUGAAAAAGACAUUCUACUGGAUGUCCUUUAUCCACCCAUCGUAGUAAUAGAGACCAAAACCCAUGAAGCAGAAGAAGGUGAAACUGUCAUUGUACGUUGCAACGUAACAUCAAAUCCUCCAGCCGUAACGAUUGAAUGGUUAAAGGAAGGGGCACCUGAUUUUCGUUAUAUGGGAGAAUUAUUGACUUUAGUUUCUGUGCGGGCAGAACAUGCUGGAAACUACAUAUGUCGUGCUACGAAUCACAUGCAACCAUUUGGUUCUAAGCGUGUUGAAGGAGUUGGCAAUUCUACUGUUGCUCUUUUAGUAAGGCACCGUCCCGGACAAGCAUAUAUUACGCCGAACAAACCCGUGGUGCACGUCGGCAACGGCGUUACCCUUAGCUGUUCGGCGAGUCCACCAGGUUGGCCUGUGCCCCAAUAUCGUUGGUUUCGCGAUAUGAAUAACGACUUGAGCAAUACGCAAAAAAUUUUGGCCCAAGGUCCCCAAUAUUCUAUACCGAAAGCCCAUUUAGGCAGCGAAGGCAAAUAUCAUUGUCAUGCCGUGAAUGAACUUGGUAUGGGCAAAAUGGCUACCAUAACUUUAGAAGUGCAUCAGCCGCCCCAAUUUUUAGCCAAGCUGCAGCAGCAUAUUACUAGACGGGUAGGAGAUGUUGAUUAUGUGGUUACAUGCAGCGCCAAAGCCAAACCAUCCCCUAUUAUACGAUGGAUUAAAGAUGGAACAGAAAUUCUGCCUGGGCGAAAAAUGUACGAAAUACGUACCAUACCCACCGAAACGUCCAACGGCAUUGUCACAGUGCAAAGCAUUUUAAAAUUCCGGGGUAAAGGACGUCCGAAUGGUAAUCAAUUAGUUCCUGCUGAUCGAGGCUUAUAUACUUGUCUAUACGAGAACGAAGUAAAUUCCGCCAACUCCAGCAUGCACUUACGUAUUGAACAUGAACCCAUCGUUCUUCAUCAAUACAAUAAGGUUGCUUAUGAUGUGCGAGAAUCGGCCGAAGUUAUGUGCAAAGUUCAGGCCUAUCCGAAACCGGAAUUCCAAUGGCAAUUCGGUAACAAUCCUUCUCCUUUGACAAUGUCCUCAGACGGCCAUUACGAAAUCAGUACACGAGUUGAUAACAAUGACAUCUACACAUCGAUACUACGAAUAAAUCAUCUCUCUCACUCAGAUUAUGGUGAUUACACGUGUCGUGCUGUCAAUCCACUUGACGCAAUUCGUACACAAAUCCGAUUGCAGCCAAAAGGCCCGCCAGAGCGUCCCACCGCACUUAAAGUUUUAGAGACAGCUCACAAUUUCGUUAUACUGAGCUGGUUACCUGGUUUUAACGGUGGAAUGUUAAGCACUAAAUUUUUAGCCACAUAUCGCCGAGUGGCAACACCACGGGACCAAUUACUUUCAGACUGCGCUAUAUCAGUACAAACAUAUGCAUCAUCAAGCAGUGGAUUAAGUUCUCCCGAAUGGCUGGAGUUUGAUUGUUUCCGUGAUAAUCCAUGCAAGGUUUCACCACUCGAUCAGCAUCAAAGCUAUGUUUUCAAGAUUUAUGCACUCAAUGGUAAAGGUAGUUCCGGCUAUUCAAACGAAGUUAUGGCUACAACCAAGGUCAGCAAAAUUCCACCACCCUUACACGUGACAUAUGAUCCCAACUCACAUAUUGUUGGUAUUAAUGUAGCAGCUACUUGCCUUUCGCUUAUUGCUAUUGUCGAAUCAUUGGUAAAUCGUGAGUCGUCAAUAGCAGCAUGGGAAGUUGUUGAUACAAUCGCUAUGCAGGCAUCCGGCUCUGAAGCCACACUUAAAGAAACUACAAUCAAUCACAUUGCUCAGAGAACACAUUACAGUACAUCGGGACGACCGCUAGGUCACGCCGAAGAUAUUACACUUGCAUUGGCUGAAAAUAAUCAGGGGCCAGCAGUACGUGUAAAGUUAUGUUUGCGUUCUAAUCACGACCACUGCGGCGAAUACGCAAAUGCUGAAGUUGGUAAAUCGUAUCUUAUGGAAACGUCAAGUUUUACAACAUCUGUCGUCGUUGCGAUUGUUAUAGCAUCUAUAGCUUUUCUGCUAUUCACCGGUUUCUCGAUAGUAUUGUGUCGAUGUCGGCGUUCAAACGCUGCAAAAAAUUCCAAUGCAGCCACUGUUAAAGAAUAUGACCUAGAUUCUGGUCGCCCAUCAAUAGUGGCCCAAACAACUGCCAACCAACCACCGCCUCCCUACUAUCCAACCGGCAGUAUUGACAGUAAAAGUCUCGAAGCACAUGCCAUGGAAUUGACGCUCACUGCCGUCCAGGAUGCAGAAGACCUACUCCAUCAUCAUCAUCACCACCACCAGCACUCUUACCAGCAACAAGAACAGCAAAUGCAAUCAUCAUCACUGCCUUCCAAAUCAACAGCGAGCUCGCUGUAUGGCGCACAAAAUGGUUACGGCUGUCAUAUGACAAAUGCAAUCGGUACGGAAGGAGAAAGCUAUCAAGUAGUGCCAUCCUCUGCUCAUCAUGCAUUGUCCGGCGGUACAGAGUGACCAUUCAAUUCAACUCUCAGCCGACAAAAGAAGAACAAACCCACCACUACCGCAUCCUCGCCCAACAAUAUU
This is a messenger RNA of Glossina fuscipes, 3601 nucleotides long. RefSeq names its product Down syndrome cell adhesion molecule-like protein 1 homolog (gene fred). Gene Ontology annotation, cellular component: cell-cell junction. NCBI's taxonomy places the organism in Eukaryota, Metazoa, Arthropoda, Insecta, Diptera, Glossinidae. The transcript is spliced from 7 exons. Gene Ontology annotation, biological process: cell-cell adhesion. The coding region runs from base 113 to 3529 and encodes 1138 amino acids. Gene Ontology annotation, molecular function: cell adhesion molecule binding. The record is from RefSeq and is a predicted model, not a curated record.